This is a messenger RNA of Prunus persica (peach), 1760 nucleotides long. RefSeq names its product F-box protein SNE. NCBI's taxonomy places the organism in Eukaryota, Viridiplantae, Streptophyta, Magnoliopsida, Rosales, Rosaceae. The transcript has a single exon. Gene Ontology annotation, cellular component: SCF ubiquitin ligase complex. Gene Ontology annotation, biological process: gibberellic acid mediated signaling pathway; regulation of gibberellic acid mediated signaling pathway. The record is from RefSeq and is a predicted model, not a curated record. Gene Ontology annotation, molecular function: protein binding. Bases 1038 to 1508 code for a protein of 156 amino acids.
UAAAGAGGUCCUCCUCCUUUUAAAAUUGAAAUAUGAACACACACCCUACAGCUACAGGACCCCACUACUCUAUCUACUAGGUCCACCCCUAAGCUUAAUAGUAACCAUAGACUUGCAGACCAAUAUCGAGGCACGGCUCAAUUCUGUAGAUUGGCCAAACUUAUAAGUUAUUUCCCAACGGCCUUAAAACCAAAGUCUUGAAGAAUUCACUGCUACACUACACACACAAUAACAAAUAUAAAAACAACAAAAACAACAAACAACAAAUCUACUUGACCCCAAAAAACAAUAUUUAAAAGCAGGAAAAGGGAAAAAAGCAAAACAUUCAGCAUUGGUUCCAGUUAUUUGUGCCUUGGAACUUUUCCUUUGGCCCCUUCUCUCUUCCUUCGAUACCCACCACACAAUCACAUCACACGCACUUCUACGUGCCCCUUCCAUUCCAUCCCUCUCCAACUCUAAACUCUCACCAAAACUUCAUUUUUCUUUUUGUUUAAUUAGUAAAACUCUCUUAUUUUUUGUUACAUAUAAUAAAAAUCAAAUGUUAACCACAUAUAAACUUGUUUCGGAAUGACAAAUUAGAAGUGCGAAUAACGUUUUCUUUAUAAAAAUCAUCGAUCAAUUAAUUAAGUAAAAGUAAAGAAUUAGUUGGUGCGAUUUACAGUAUCCACUCGUAUACUGAAACUAUCAGCUAAUAAUCAGAUAAUCAGAUACUGUAAAUUGGUAUCUAAUGCCAACUUGCUUAUCCUAAGGUUCUUAACCAAAAAUCAAAAGAAAACACUCUCUCUCUCUCUCUCUCUCUCUCUCUCUCUCUCUCAUGCACAAGUCAAAACCCCUUAACGGCUAAACCCCCCCACUUUAUAACUACAAAACACUCUCAUCUCACAUUUUCAUGCACAAGUCCAUAUAAAUAUAUAUAUAUACACCCAUGAGUCUCUCUCCACCAUCUUUACUCUCUCCCCCUCCCCUCCUCUCUCCCUCUCUCUAGUGCAAGUGUUUUGAGCUAUAGUUAGCAGUCAUACCUCAGUCACUCCAUCAAAAUGCAUCAUCAGAAGACACCAUCUUCAGAAGACAAAGAGAAAAGGCCCAAGUUCUUCAUCAACGACCACAUUGACAUCCUCGUCGAGAUCCUCAAACGCCUCGACGGGCCCUCCCUCGGCGUCGCCGCCUGCGUCUGCCGCCUCUGGUCCACCCUCGCCCGCAACGACUCCCUCUGGGAACACCUCUGCUUCCGCCACGUGUCCUCCCCUCCCCCCUCCUCCGUCCGCCCCGUCGUCGUCGCCCUCGGCGGCUACAAGCGCCUCUACAGGGUCUGCGUCCGCCCCGUCCUGAGUCGACUCAGCGACUCGGACCUGGUCAGGCGUGUCUGGACUCGAGACGAGGUCCAGCUCUCGCUCUCCUUGUUCUGCGUCGACUACUACGAGCGAAGCGGCAGGCUCGGCGGCGGUGGCGGUGGCGGGGAUGCGUCCGCAUCGUCCCUCAUGUUCCUCUGCAACACCGUGAACGUCUGAUUCGUUGACUUUUUCGCUGUUUUGACUGUAGUGGGUCCUGAUGAGGGUUGAUAGUACUGGUAUUACUUUAGUGAUUUAGUAUACAUAUCAAUUUUUAUUUAGAAAAAAAAUAAAUAUUUUAUUUUAUAUUUUAUUUAUUAUUAUUGGGUAUUUAAAUAAUUGUCACUUGAUUUAUUUUGGAGGUGGGAAAAAGUGUGAGAUGGUAGUUACCUAAUUCCUAUGCUUAAUUAUUAUAGUAAAAUUGUUGUAAUU